This is a messenger RNA of Aedes albopictus (Asian tiger mosquito), 540 nucleotides long. Its product is annotated as protein apnoia-like. The record is from RefSeq and is a predicted model, not a curated record. Lineage: Eukaryota; Metazoa; Arthropoda; Insecta; Diptera; Culicidae.
UUGCAGAGGGUAGAACCUUCGGUCAUCACUUCUUGAAACGAAUGAGCUUUGCUGUGGUCCCAACGGCGUUCGUUGUUGGAGUCAUCACCACCCUGCUGUCCGCCCUCACAGUUGUCUCGAUGAAGGGAUUGGGUGUUGGAGUCAUUCUUCUAGUACUUGCCGUGUCGCAAAUCAUAGCAAGAAGCGCCAACCCAAUCCCACUUCCACCACCAGUCGCUUAUGCAGCUCCUGCGCCACCAUCCGUCCCGAUCCUGUACCAUAAGGACUGGUAGAUCAACCUCCACCAAAACUGAGCAGCCCCAGUGCCAAAUCUCUCCUCGUCACCGACUAGUUUUAAGACCUAAUUUAUUUCCUAUUUAUUGUAAUUUAUUGUACCUCAUCAUCACCUUCACCACCAUUGUUUAUACAUAAAUGCACGAUCGAUCGCGUGUCACGACUGACUACAAGUCCGGAAACGAAGGAAUUCCACUCGUCUAGUUCAGAGUUCACCAAACAAAUAAAGAAAAAGCAUGAAACACGCAAUGCUUUCGACUAAUUACC